Messenger RNA from Trematosphaeria pertusa, 2160 nucleotides. Its product is annotated as P-loop containing nucleoside triphosphate hydrolase protein. NCBI's taxonomy places the organism in Eukaryota, Fungi, Ascomycota, Dothideomycetes, Pleosporales, Trematosphaeriaceae. Gene Ontology annotation, biological process: mitochondrial respiratory chain complex III assembly; protein insertion into mitochondrial inner membrane from matrix. The transcript has 4 exons. Gene Ontology annotation, molecular function: ATP hydrolysis activity; ATP binding. The record is from RefSeq and is a predicted model, not a curated record. The coding region runs from base 262 to 1959 and encodes 565 amino acids. Gene Ontology annotation, cellular component: mitochondrial inner membrane.
CAAGGCUGAAAUCUCUGGCGGCGCUUGUUCUUGCACUUGCACUUCAUCCUUUGCACUCGAGCCGGCCACUUCAUGUCGUUCGACCGUCAUUCACUGCAUAUGUCCUCGAGCGCGCUAUAGCCAUAUUCACCCCGCAUCCCGUGACCCGGUCACGCACUUCGGCCUGAACGACAUAUAUUGGAGGCCUCGCUUUACCAAGUGAGGGCUUACCAGCAACCGAAAUUGACUCCGCAUAGCCGCCACCAUCCGCCUACCAGGUUAAUGGCGAACUCAAAGCAUGGGGGCAACCCCACUUCAACGGAGGUAACCAUCUACAGAGAGCCGCUGGACUCCCCCGGCGUUGUCCCGGUCCACCUCAAACGCGCAGCUACUUCCGAAUACCCUCUCCUUGAGAUAUUCCAGCGCUUCCUCGUCCGACUACAACCGGGGAGUGACCUAGAUAAGGUCUUGGCAGUGAUCGCGCUCUACAAGGCUGCCGCGCCCGCUUGGAAGCAUUUGAAGCAAUUCUUCUGGUGGGCUUGCACGAGCCAGAUCACAAUUCCAGAAUAUGAUCCGGUAGCUCGGGAAGUGCUGGGAUGGAUGUCGGCGAAUGUGAUAAGUCAUAGCACUACUACAAACGCUAUGCUCAUGACUGGCGGGCUUAUGGAUCCUAACGAGAACUAUUACCGCCAGAUGAUGAUGAAUCGCGGGGGGCAGGUGGUCCAGCAGUCGGACGAAGCUCAGAUUCUGCCGCCUAUUGGCAAACGAAUAUUUUGGGUUGGCUUCCGUCCUUUCAUGUUCUCACGCUCCGGUAUUUCGAGUUCUAGGGGUGGACCGGCAUCGAACGUCCUUGAUAAGGAAGGCCAAGUGCAGAACGCAGUCAUCCUCACUACUAUCGGCUGGAAUUUGCGGCCACUGCAGACGUUCAUCAAGGAGUGCCAUGACCACAAGAUUAGAACAAGGACUGGGACUACCACCGUGUAUUUCUCGACCGCUGGGGGUCCGGACCCGUACGGGACUGGCUGGUCUUCGGUCAUCAAGGCUGUCCGGAAGCUUGAUACUAUUGACAUGGAUCCCGAAGUGAAGGCCGACUUGAUCCGAGAUGCGGAGUACUACUACAGCCAGGAAUCUCGCCAGUUCUUUGCUGAUUGUGGCAUCCCUUAUCGCCGCGGGUACCUCUUCUACGGGCCUCCAGGGACUGGCAAGACAAGCUUCAGCGCAGCGUUGGCAGGUCACUUGAACUGCGAUAUCUAUAUGAUCAACCUCGCUACAGGCGAUAUCAGCGACGGCCGGCUCCACCGCAUGUUCUUGGCGCUCCCUCGGAAAUGCGUCGUCGUGAUCGAGGAUAUCGACUCCGCCGGCAUAGGUCGCGAGCAGGGGCCAUCGUCAGCGCCUCAUCCAGCUCCUACGUUGCCUGAGGGACUCCCGCCCUUACCGCCUGGCAUGACUUUGGCUCCUACGCAGCCACCGCGGAAGCGGAAUCUGGUUACCUUGAGCGGGCUUCUCAACGCGAUCGACGGUAACGCGUCUCAAGAAGGCCGUCUGCUAAUAAUGACGUCAAACAACCCAGACGUGCUAGAUGCAGCUCUAACUCGUCCCGGCCGUGUUGAUAAGAAGGUCCAUUUUGGCAAUAUGAGCCCUCGUGCCGCUCACGAUAUUUUCAUGCGACUAAUUGGACGCUCGGCGGUCGCGUCAGGCACCUACACCAUCCCGCAGAUCGAGGAAUAUGCAACUAAAUUCACCGAGAAGAUCCCUGCGGAUACCUUCACGCCCGCCCAGAUCCAGAACUUCUUGCAGGCCUGCCGAGGAGACCCCGAAAAGGCGUUGCGGGACGCUGAUGCUUGGGUGACGGAAAGCUUGUCGAAGGAUAUCGAGAACGAUGAUGACAAGAAUGGAGGCGAGGCACCGGUGGUUGAUAGCCAGGCGACGACCGUGCUGGGGGACGGCUCUGAUUCAAGCUCGUUCGUUAGCGAGGUGUAAGGUCUGACUGUGCAUAAAAAGCGUUGAGGCCUUCUGGGGCUUCAUGAGGGCCGGCGCAGAACAAGGUGGCUUCUGGCCAAAAUGAGCACCACGAGAUGGAAAACGACGACAGUCAUGGAGAGAGGCUCUUAGUGCGUGCUCCGUAUACCAUUCGGUAACUGCAUUGAUUGUAGUAUCAAUUUCCUAAUCGCCAGCACAAAC